Penaeus indicus is the source of this 8081-nucleotide messenger RNA. RefSeq names its product multifunctional protein CAD-like (gene rudimentary). Gene Ontology annotation, cellular component: cytoplasm; cytosol. Gene Ontology annotation, molecular function: amino acid binding; metal ion binding; dihydroorotase activity. The coding region runs from base 536 to 7330 and encodes 2264 amino acids. Lineage: Eukaryota; Metazoa; Arthropoda; Malacostraca; Decapoda; Penaeidae. Gene Ontology annotation, biological process: L-citrulline biosynthetic process; UTP biosynthetic process; 'de novo' pyrimidine nucleobase biosynthetic process. The transcript has 46 exons. The record is from RefSeq and is a predicted model, not a curated record.
CGUGGCUGGUGGCAAAGCACAGGCCGCGCACUGCUCCCCCGCUCGCUCCUGGUCCGCGCUCACGCCUCCUCGCACCAAGGGCUCCUGCAGGACUCUCCACGGCCGCCGAAGGAGACCAUGCCAGAGAGCGGCCCGCGGCGCUCGCCCUCAGGUUCCGUGUCGCGAGAGCUCACCGAAGGCUGACUGAGACGCCAAAAUAAAUGGGCAACGACUAGUUCGGGCAGUCAAGCAUGCCCAAGGGAGGCGAGGCGGUCUCAGUGCUCCUCUGAACACUGAGGUGAGCACAGGUUCAUCCUCCUACUCCUCCUCACCCUCCUCUCCAUCCUCCUCCUCUUCCUCUCUCUCUCUCAUCUCCUCAUCCCGCGAGCCUUUGGAAGAGAGGCCCCGCCAAGGACACCGAGGGGCCCUUGUCACCCUGCCCAGGCAUCGAAUCAAGCGGCCGGUCCAUUUCAAAGGGCGUUUCCCACGAAGGAGGAGCCGAUCCUCGCGCGUUCUCUGGGGAUAGAGGAUUCCUAGGGCCUUGGAAGAGAGCAGGAUGUCGACGGCGACGCAGCAGCAGGCCACGCUGGUCCUGGAGGAUGGGUCGUCCUUCCCAGGCUUCGUGUUUGGCGCCCCCGUGUCUUUCGCCGGGGAGGUCGUGUUCCAGACGGGCAUGGUCGGGUACCCUGAGGCCCUGACCGACCCUUCGUACUGCGGGCAAGUGCUGGUCCUCACCUACCCUUUGGUUGGCAACUACGGGGUCCCGGACACCAGCGCCGUCGAUCCUCUGGGACUUUCCAAAUGGUUGGAGAGCAGCAAGAUCUGGGCAGGAGGGCUGGUCGUGGGCGAGGUGUGCAACGAGCCCUCCCACUGGUCCUCCGUCAGCACCCUCCACCAGUGGCUCCUCGGCGAAGGCGUGCCCGGAAUCCAUGGCAUCGAUACCCGCUCGCUCACCAAGAAGAUUCGCGAGCAUGGAUCCUUGCUCGGGAAAAUCGUGGUCGAAGGAGGCGAAGAUCCUCCUCUCUCGGAUCCCAAUAAAGUGAAUCUCGUGGACCGGGUUUCCAUAAAGGAACCGCGCGUGUUUAAUCCUGACGGCGACGUGAGAAUAAUGGCCGUCGACUGCGGGCUGAAGUACAACCAGAUCCGGUGCCUGGUCAAGCGCGGGGCCAAGGUGACGGUGGUGCCGUGGAAUCACAUCCUGGACUCGGCUCAGUACGAUGGUCUCUUCCUCAGCAAUGGACCGGGUGAUCCGCAGAUGUGCAAACAGACUGUGGAACAACUGCGGUCUGUUCUGGCGUCGGGCACAAAACCUAUAUUUGGCAUCUGUCUAGGGCAUCAGCUGCUGUCUGUUGCGGCUGGAUGCUCCACAUACAAGAUGAAAUACGGAAACCGCGGACACAACCAGCCGUGCGUGCAUGAGGGGACAGGCCGUUGCUUUAUCACGUCUCAGAAUCACGGGUUCGCUGUGGACGCCGCCUCCCUCCCCCAGGAAUGGGCUCCUCUGUUCACCAACAAGAACGACAACUCGAACGAGGGCAUUGUUCAUCGUACUCUUCCCUUCUUCAGCGUCCAGUUCCAUCCAGAGCAUGCGGCGGGUCCGGAAGACUUGGAAUCCCUCUUCGACCUGUUUCUCGACCUGGCGCGGCAGAGCGGACGGGGCGUGACCAGGGAGAACUGGGACAUGCCGAGUAUCAUCAACAGUCAUCUGGCUUACACGCCCCUCCCAGACGUACCCCAGGCUGAUGUGGGUAGAGUUCCCAACAAGGUCCUUAUCUUAGGCUCGGGAGGCCUUUCCAUUGGCCAGGCUGGAGAAUUUGAUUACUCUGGUUCACAGGCAAUCAAAGCAAUGAAGGAAGAAGGCAUCGAGUCCGUUCUCAUUAAUCCAAACAUCGCUACCGUCCAGACAAGCAAGGGUCUUGCUGACAAAGUGUACUUUUUACCUAUAACGGCUUCGUAUGUUGAGCAGGUAAUCAAAUCAGAGCGUCCUGACGGAGUACUGCUGACCUUCGGAGGACAGACCGCUCUCAACUGCGGCGUAGAGCUGGAGAGAGCUGGCGUUUGGGCCAAGUAUGGGGUCAGGGUCCUUGGGACGCCCGUGACUUCAAUCGUCCAGAGUGAAGACAGGAAGAUGUUUGCUGAAGUCGUUGCUUCUGUGGGAGAGCGAGUGGCUCCUUCGGCUGCUGUGUAUUCUGUAGAGGAGGCCUUAGAAGCAGCAGAAAGGAUAGGUUAUCCAGUAUUAGCUCGGGCAGCAUAUGCUCUCGGUGGCCUCGGAUCUGGCUUCGCUGACACACCUCAAGAGCUUGCGAAAUUGGCGACUUCAGCUUUUGCGCAUUCUAAUCAGCUUAUCAUCGACAAGUCACUGAAGGGUUGGAAAGAAGUAGAAUAUGAAGUUGUACGAGAUGCCUUUGAUAACUGUAUAACGGUGUGUAACAUGGAAAACGUGGAUCCUCUAGGAAUCCACACAGGCGAGAGCUUCGUCGUGGCUCCGUCUCAGACCCUGACCAACAGGGAAUAUAACCUCCUUCGCUCCACUGCUUUGGCUGUUAUUAGGCGCCUCGGUGUGGUUGGAGAAUGCAAUAUUCAGUAUGCUUUGAAUCCCACUUCGGAGGAAUAUUAUAUUAUUGAGGUUAACGCUAGGCUGUCCCGCUCCUCCGCCUUGGCCUCCAAAGCGACAGGGUAUCCUCUGGCAUACGUGGCGGCCAAACUCGCCCUCGGGAAAGCCCUUCCAGACCUGACCAACUCUGUCACGGCUUCUACCACCGCCUGCUUUGAGCCCUCGCUGGAUUACUGCGUGGUGAAGGUGCCUCGCUGGGACCUCUCCAAGUUCAAUAGGGUCUCUACCAAGAUUGGGAGUUCCAUGAAGAGCGUCGGGGAGGUGAUGGGCAUCGGCAGGAGCUUUGAGGAGGCGCUGCAGAAGGCUCUGAGGAUGGUUGAUGAAACAACGAGUGGUUUCGAUCCCUACUGUAGUGAAGCAGAUGAAAACGAACUCCAGCAACCGACAGACAAACGCAUGCUGGUUCUUGCAGCUGCUCUGAAAAAGGGUUGGGACGUUGAACAGCUGUACAACUUGACCAAAAUUGACAAGUGGUUCCUCUAUAAAAUGAAGAAUAUCACCGAUAUGUAUGAUAAACUAGAGAGCCUCGUUGAUGAGGAGCUUACUGAAGAGGUGUUGCAGCGUGCCAAGCAACUAGGUUUUUCUGAUAAGCAAAUUGGAAAUGCUGUUCAAUGUACGGAUCUGGCUGUGCGUGCGUUGAGGGAGAAGCACAACAUCAUGCCUACGGUUAAGCAGGUUGAUACCGUAUCUGCUGAAUGGCCAGCUGCCACCAACUACUUGUAUCUCACCUACAAUGGAAACACUCAUGACCUCGCCUUCCCGCCCGGUGCCACUCUUGUGAUAGGCUCUGGUGUCUAUAGAAUAGGAUCAUCAGUUGAAUUCGACUGGUGUGCAGUGCAGUGCCUCAGGACUCUCCGCAAACUGGGGCAUCGGACAAUCAUGGUGAACUACAAUCCUGAGACUGUGUCCACGGAUUACGACAUGUGUGACCGUCUGUACUUCGACGAAGUGUCCUUUGAGGUUGUGAUGGACAUCUACAACUUGGAGAACCCCAAGGGCGUGAUCUUGAGCAUGGGAGGACAACUUCCGAACAACAUUGCCCUAGAUUUGCACCGCCAGAAAGCCCGCAUUUUGGGCACGUCACCCGAGUCCAUUGAUGGGGCUGAGAACAGGUUCAAGUUUUCGCGUAUGUUGGAUCGCAUUGGGAUCUCGCAGCCUCAAUGGAAGGAACUGACCAACCUCAAGUCAGCCCAGGCUUUCUGCGAGGAGGUCGGCUUCCCCUGCUUAGUGAGGCCGUCGUACGUGCUCUCGGGGGCGGCUAUGAACGUGGCCCAUUCGCCCCAGGACCUAGAGACGUACCUGAACCAGGCCGCGGCUGUUUCCAAAGAGCAUCCUGUGGUGAUUUCAAAGUUCAUUUUGGAAGCCAAGGAAAUAGACGUGGACGCCGUGGCCGCCGAUGGAGAGCUGGUGUGCAUGGCUGUGAGCGAGCACGUGGAGAACGCCGGCGUGCACUCGGGCGACGCCACGCUCGUCACGCCCCCUCAGGAUCUCAACUCGGAGACUCUCGCGAAGAUCACCUCCAUCUGCGCUGCCAUUGCCCGGGCGCUGGAGGUGAACGGGCCUUUCAACAUGCAGCUCAUUGCAAAGGAUAAUCACCUGAAAGUCAUCGAGACCAACCUGAGGGUAUCUCGAUCUUUCCCCUUCGUCAGCAAGACGUUGGACUUCGACUUCGUGGCUUGUGCGACCAAGGUGAUCGUUGGGGAGAAGGUGGCCGCUACGGAUGUGUUACGAGGCUGCGGCAGAGUCGGAGUCAAAGUGCCGCAGUUUAGCUUUUCUCGUCUGGCCGGCGCAGAUGUUAUGUUAGGUGUAGAGAUGGCGUCCACGGGCGAAGUAGCUUGCUUUGGGGAGAAUCGCUACGAAGCCUACCUGAAGUCCAUGAUUUCUACGGGCUUCGUCAUUCCCCAGCGCUCCAUUCUUCUGUCUAUUGGUAGCUACAAGCACAAGAACGAGUUGCUUCCGGCGGUCAGGACACUGGCACAGAUGGGAUACAAAUUAUACGCAUCUUUAGGAACAGCUGACUACUACUCAACCCAUGGCAUACAGAUCGAGCCGGUGGAAUGGGCGUACGAGAACAUUGGCGAGACGCCCACCAAGGGCCAGCUCUCUUCCAUGGCCGAUUAUUUGGCCAGAAAGGAGUUCGACCUGGUGAUCAACCUUCCCAUGCGCGGCGGAGGUGCUCGGCGCGUGUCCUCCUUCAUGACUCAGGGCUACCGGACGCGUCGCAUGGCCGUCGACUUCUCCGUUCCGCUCGUCACUGAUGUCAAGUGCGCCAAGUUGCUGGUCGAGGCCUUACGACUAAUUGGUGGAGCUCCAGACCUGAAGACUCAUGUGGACUGUGUCACUUCACGCAGGAUUGUGAAGUUGCCUGGGCUUAUUGACAUCCAUGUACAUGUCAGAGAACCAGGUGCGACUCACAAGGAAGAUUGGGCAUCAUGCACGGCUGCAGCUUUGGCAGGAGGUGUGACACUCAUUUGUGCCAUGCCCAACACCCAGCCUCCUGUCACUGACCUUGAUACUCUCACGCUGUCAAAGGAGCUUGCCAGUCGAGGUGCACGCUGUGAUUAUGCUAUCUUCAUGGGUGCCUCAAAUGACAACUAUAGCACAGCACCUGAAUUGGCCCCUCGUUCUGCUGCUCUCAAGAUGUACCUGAAUGAGACUUAUACAACACUCAAGUUGGACGAUACAACAGUUUGGCUGAAGCACCUUGAGUCAUGGCCAGCACAUAUCCCUGUAUGUGUCCAUGCAGAAGCACGUACCAUGGCAGCUGCGUUGAUGACUGCAAGCUUGGCAUCGAGACCCAUUCACAUCUGCCAUGUUGCACGGAAGGAGGAAAUCCUUCUGAUUAGAGCAGCAAAAGCAAAGGGAAUGCAAGUGACCUGUGAAGUGUGUCCUCAUCACCUGUUCCUUACCUGUGACGACCUGGAACAGUUGGGACAGAAGGGAGAAGUUCGACCUUGUCUCGUCACAAGCGAAGAUCAGCAAGCUCUGUGGGACAAUCUGGACAUAAUUGAUUGCUUUGCAACAGACCAUGCACCACAUACACUUGAGGAGAAAACAGGGGGUAAGGCUCCACCAGGUUUCCCUGGGCUUGAGACGAUGCUGCCACUCUUGCUGACGGCUGUUACGCAGGGCAGGCUCUCAAUGGAGGACCUGAUCAAUAAGCUGCACCACAAUCCCCGUCGCAUUUUCCAACUGCCGCGCCAACCAAGAACACACAUAGAAAUUGAUCUUGAUGCCCAGUGGACUAUUCCUGAAGCUCUGCCCUUCAGUAAGUCACAGUGGACCCCAUUCGCUGGCAUGAAAGUGACUGGACGUGUUCAGAGAGUCGUCCUGCGAGGAGAAGUGGCCUAUGUGGAUGGACAAGUACUCUUGUCUCCUGGUUUUGGAGAAGACGUCAGGGAAGCCCAACCCCUUACCACUGCUUCCUCAAGCGUCACUGGAGGACCUCCUGUUUUCCCAAGUCCCCUUUGUGCUCAUCCCUCGACCAUCAAUUUGCCACCACACAGUCAGCACACACCAGCAGGAUUUAUUAACCAUAAAGUUGCAGUUAAUGGAGAAAUUCCUACUCCUGCAGAACCAGUCCUGGCAACACCAACAACAGUCACUCCUUCCCUCUCCUCUCCAUCACGCAAAGUUGGACAGUCACUUCACCAGACGUCAGAGUUGUAUAGCGAGAUGUUGAUGGAGCUUGGUGUGGGAGACUCGGCAGAAAGGAAGGGAAGAUCCACGGUAAGACUUAAGACAAGGGAUGCAUCUCCAGCCCGUCCAAUGCCCAGCAUCCCAUCUGGUUUACCUGGCAUAACCACCUCUCAUGGCCUUCAGGGUCAACAUGUCCUGAGUGUUCAGGGACUGAGCAAGGACCAGCUGAACCACAUCUUCAACUUGGCCCAGACUUUCCGUGUCUGCAUUAACAAGGAGCGACCUCUUGAGCACAUUCUUAAGGGCAAGCUGUUGGCACUGAUGUUCUAUGAAGUGUCUACUAGAACAUUCUGCAGCUUCCAGGCAGCCAUUCAGCGCCUUGGUGGACGUACAGUUACAAUGGACACAAACACUUCUUCUGUCAAGAAGGGAGAGACCCUUGAAGAUUCUGUGAUUAUGAUGUCAGGGUAUGCAGAUGUUGUAGUACUGAGGCACCCUGAACCAGGAGCUGUGGCUAGAGCAGCAGCUGUGAGCAGACGUCCAGUUAUAAAUGCAGGUGAUGGUGUGGGAGAGCAUCCAACACAGGCACUGCUUGAUGUGUUUGCCAUUAGAGAGGAAAUUGGUACUGUAAAUGGCCUGAUUAUUACAAUGGUUGGAGACUUGAAGCAUGGAAGAACUGUACAUUCCUUGGCUCGAUUGUUAACACUGUACAAUGUGCAGCUUAGAUAUGUUGCUCCUCCUGGCUUGGGCAUGCCAGACUAUGUUACACAGUAUGCAGCUUCACAAGGAAUCCACCAGGAGGAAUUUAGUAGCUUGGAAGCUGCUCUUCCAGACACUGAUGUUCUCUAUAUGACACGCAUUCAGAAAGAAAGAUUUGGAACUCCAGAAGAUUAUGAACGGGCCUGUGGACACUUCAUCGUGACGCCCCACCUGAUGACACGUGCCAAAAGGAAGAUGAUCGUCCUCCACCCCUUGCCAAGGAACCAGGAAAUUUCCCCGGAGUUCGACACGGAUCCUCGGGCCGCUUACUUCCGCCAGGCUGAGGGAGGGAUGUAUGUGAGGAUGGCGCUGCUUGCCAUGGUCCUCGGGAAGUGCUGAAUGUUGAGCGUUGUUUGAUGCUAAUUGGAAAAAAAUUGAAGGAAUUGUGUUGAUGAUGCUAUGUGUCUAUAGCAACCUUUUUUUUUCUCUCUAAAGAUGCAGGAAGAUUUAGAUGAAUCUUGAAAAUUUGUUGAAGAUGGAAAUUAAACUGAAUUGCUAUAUUGGAAAUGAAAAAGAAAUGUUUCCAGAAGGUAAGAUGAGUAAUUUAACAAUAUUAAGAUAAUCUUUUAUGAGAAUCCACACAGUAUUAUAUACAAUGGAUAUAUUUCAUAAGGAAACAAUAUUGAAUAAAUGAGCUUCACAGGAAAUACUUUCAUUUAGCACCUGUUAAUCAAAGCUCACUGUAAUCAAAUUAUUUAAGAACUUUUUUUCUUAUUUUAUUUUGAUUCAAAAGGAAAAUAUCUUGUAGCUUUAGUAUAUUGCUAUUUUGAUUAUUAUAAGAGGAAUUUAGGUUACAGUUAGUACUGCAUAGGAAUCAAAAUUAUGCCAUGAAAGAAUUUGUUGAAACACAUCUAUUUACUGAAAAUCAUAUUUUUUUGUGAAGAAAACACAGUAUGUGGCUGAAGGUUAGAAUUCAGCUGUUAGAAAAGAGACAUUUUCCUCAAGUAUAUUACUAUAAAUGCUUAUAUUUAGGCAAAUACUGUAUUAUUCAAAAGUAUUCAUGUAUGAAGGAGAAUCUUGUGGCUGUAGACCUGUAGAUUCUGAAUCCAUAUAAUAGCUAAACUUAAUAAAAACUAUGCAAAGAAUUUCA